This is a messenger RNA of Ricinus communis (castor bean), 715 nucleotides long. RefSeq lists its product as uncharacterized. The record is from RefSeq and is a predicted model, not a curated record. The transcript is spliced from 3 exons. Lineage: Eukaryota; Viridiplantae; Streptophyta; Magnoliopsida; Malpighiales; Euphorbiaceae. Bases 290 to 586 code for a protein of 98 amino acids.
AAUAUGGAGCCACGUGUAUUAAACCAAUGCUCAUUAGAUUGGUCAUAGAAGAAUUUUUACGACUGAAAACCCCGCAACACAGGAUUUGCAUUCAUAUCAAAAAUCGGUUCAUCAACGCUUUGGAAAUUCAACUUAAUUGCUGAAAUUGUAACUGUCAAUUGUCUUCCUUCUUAGCCAGUGGCAGUGAGCUUUACUCGAGGCAGAAGUAGCUAAAACCCUAUAUAGACCAAUUAGUGAACUGAGAUCUGCAAUUGGUCGUGGGGGUUAUACUUAUUCGAAUUCUGCAACAAUGUCGUCCAGUAAUUGGAGGAGAACACUAGGAAAUGUCCGGUCGUUUAUAGGGAAUUCGAUGGGAGGCCUUAGAGGAGGAAGCAACAUCGCAUCAUGGGUGGUUGCUGGAACCCUAGCUUACUUUCUCUGGAUCAAGCCUUCUCAGGACCUCAGGCGAGAACAGGAGGAAAGGGCAGCAAUUGCAGCUGCUUCGGAUCCUUAUCGAUAUGUUGAGAAACGAAAACCCAUACCUGAUCCACAGGAAACGGGAUUGAUAUACGGAAACAAGAAUAAAACAAGCAAACCAGCGGAGUAGUUAACUGAAGUUCCUCAUAUCCUACUAGCAAACUAAAUAUACUGUUUCUUUAUCAAAUAUUACAAAGUAAUGGUAGUCCAAUAUGUUUUACAAAUCACAAUAAGAAAUCAAAAUAUCUGCUUUUCAUUA